UAUUAUUUUAGAUUUUACUGCAUCUAUUCGCCACAUAUAUGGAUACGCGUAUGCCACCGCAUCCAAAAUGUUUAUCUGGUCGUGUAUUCAGUCAGUUGAAUAUAAUUCGACUUCCAGAUAAACCUGAUAUGAAAAGUAGACAUAAUUGUCAAUUUUAUCAAGUCUCUGUACAACCGCCUCAAUUCAAAUUAGUAUUGAAUGGACGAAUUUAUACAUUCGCUACAGGUCAGAAAAAUCUCUACCAUGCUAUUCUCCUAUUCUUCCACUAUUAUGUAACAACAGAUGGAAAGUUUAGGUCUGUUGCACUUGGUCCAUCUGGUUUAAAUGUUGCAUGGAUAUAUUCAAAAAGCUGACUGUUAGCAUUAUCAUAUUAUUGUAUAUUGUGUCAACUAUGGUAACUGUUUUUGUGUAUAUAUUUGUGAAUAAAUGUUUAUUGUUGUUCCUUGUAUUAUCUCGUCUUUGAUUGGACAGAAUUGAUUGGACUUCUGUCGACAUAUGAGCUCCUACGCGCCGAUACCACGAUAUUGCCUAUCUUUCAAUUAUAUAUGAAUGAUGGGCACUGGAAUCUCUCCAAGGUUGGUGCGCUUUAUUUUAUUGUGGACUCCUUAACCGAAUAUUACUGCCUCCCAGUAAGUUGUACUGCUCCUACCAGGACUCGACCCGAUGCUUC
Messenger RNA from Heterobilharzia americana, 670 nucleotides. The record is from the annotation of a GenBank genome assembly. Lineage: Eukaryota; Metazoa; Platyhelminthes; Trematoda; Strigeidida; Schistosomatidae.